AUGGCUGUAGCUACAAAGGCUCGCAUUGACACGGGCCUCACGAAACGCUCAAGCGAUGUGAGCGAAUUGCGCUUGCUGCUCGAAGAAUCGCGCAGGGAAAAAGCGGAGCUGCUUGAGGAGUCACGCAGAGAGAAAACGGAGCUGCAGGCUGUGAUUACCCAGCUCCAAGUCGAGCUCGGGCUUAUGCGGCAGCAGCUUGCAGAAAGCUCUGAACGGGUAGAACGCGCAGCACAGGAGGCGCGGGAAGAUGCCAGGCGUCGCGAGGACACCCUCAGAGAGGAAGCGGAAAAACGCACGAAGGCGUUACGCGAAGAGGCCCAGCGCGAUCGGGAGCUGAUCUCAUUGCUUAUGGGAAACAGUUCCAAACCCAGCCAUUCAAGAGGCAAUCAGCAACAGCAGCAGCAGCAGCAGCAAAAACAACACCGACAACCAUCACGGCAGUCACUAACUGUGCGACAGUCGCAAGAGUUGCAACCGUCACUACGUCAGCUCCAACGACAGCACCAGGAAAGUGAAUUGAUAGAAGAAGCCUCAUCGUCAGCGGGGACACUCGCGGAUUCCUUCGCAGAAGUUGUCCAGCGAAAGUCGCGUCGUUGGCAGGAGCUGCGGACGGAGCGGCGGAAACAACAACAACACCAGCAGGAGCAGCCGAGGGCGGGUCUGCAGACAAUAGACGCAGCUGGUCAGCAACAUCAACGGUGCGAAAACCUGCAGAGACGCUCUGCUCGGAAGAGGCCAGAUGAAAUAUUCGUGGCACCGGGUACGGGUCAAACCUAUCAAACGCUGUACGAAAAAGUUCGUUUGAACCCGAAUCUGGCUGAGGAAAAUCGCCAGAUUCGAAGGGGACAUCGAACGGCGCGCGACCACCUGCGCCUUAAACUGGAGCGCAACGCUGACGCUGUAGCCCUCAUGAGAAAAAAUACAGGAAGAGUUAGGUGA
Anopheles arabiensis is the source of this 939-nucleotide messenger RNA. RefSeq names its product UPF0746 protein DDB_G0281095-like. The coding region runs from base 1 to 939 and encodes 312 amino acids. The transcript has a single exon. The record is from RefSeq and is a predicted model, not a curated record. Lineage: Eukaryota; Metazoa; Arthropoda; Insecta; Diptera; Culicidae.